Messenger RNA from Sardina pilchardus (European sardine), 5481 nucleotides. It is a transcript of the gene pank1a, whose product is annotated as pantothenate kinase 1a. Lineage: Eukaryota; Metazoa; Chordata; Actinopteri; Clupeiformes; Clupeidae. The record is from RefSeq and is a predicted model, not a curated record. Bases 314 to 1654 code for a protein of 446 amino acids. Gene Ontology annotation, biological process: coenzyme A biosynthetic process. Gene Ontology annotation, cellular component: nucleus; cytosol. Gene Ontology annotation, molecular function: pantothenate kinase activity; ATP binding. The transcript is spliced from 7 exons.
ACUGGGAAGCUGCGGCAAGCGUGGAGUGGCUACACUAAGUAGGAAAAUGACCGACAGUGACCUCAAACACACGACGAUAUAGCGAUUGAGUCUCCCCGUCGUAGUUAUUGACAGGAUUUGCCAUGAAAUUAAUGAAUCGCUGUCGAAAUUAGACUGUGUUUUAGUCGGUCGUUAAAGCAUUGCUCGCUAUUUUAGGUGCAUAACGUCGCUGCAUAGAUAGGCUACUGAGAGAUUUUCCCUCCGGCGAAGGCUGGUAACAUAACUGGUUUGCAGUCAUUGAACGUGAAGGUAGCACAGGUUAGGUUAGCCAGCUAUGGAUAAAGCGAAAUCAAUAAUGGACCAAAAGGGAUCUGGCCCUUGUUAUUCGAACGGAUUGCAAAAAUCUUUUCGGGCUCAGCUUGCUAACAGUGGCUGCAAUCCAUACAGCCCGAACGGAGGCUGCAGCACCAACGGGAAUGACAAUUUCCACCAUCUUCAUUAUGAUCCUGAAACGAAUGGUUCGCCUGCUAAAAGGUGUCGACUUCGGAGACGAGUGGAAUCAGUGAAAAAGAAUAGACCACCCUUCCCCUGGUUCGGCAUGGACAUCGGCGGCACCCUGGUGAAGCUGGUCUACUUCGAGCCCAAGGACAUCACGGCGGAGGAGGAGCAGGAGGAGGUGGAGAACCUGAAGAGCAUCCGCCGCUACCUGACGUCCAACACGGCCUACGGCAAGACGGGUGUCCGCGACGUCCACCUGGAGCUGCGCAGCCUGAGCAUCUGCGGCCGCACGGGCAACCUGCACUUCAUCCGCUUCCCCACACUGGCCAUGCACCGCUUCAUCCAGAUGGGCCGCGACAAGAACUUCUCCAGCCUGCACACCGCGCUCUGCGCCACCGGCGGCGGCGCCUACAAGUUCGAGAGCGACUUCAGGACGAUGGCGGACCUGGAGCUGCUGAAGCUGGACGAGCUGGACUGCCUGAUCCACGGGCUGCUGUACGUCGACUCCGUGGGCUUCAACGGGCACCCCGAGUGCUACUACUUCGAGAACCCUUCCGACACCCAGAACUGCGUCAAGAAGCCCUGCUGCCUGGACAACCCCUUCCCCAUGCUGCUGGUGAACAUCGGCUCAGGGGUCAGCAUCCUGGCCGUCUACUCCAAGGACAACUACAAACGCGUCACGGGAACCAGCCUGGGCGGGGGCACGUUUCUGGGCCUGUGCUGUCUGCUGACGGGCUGCGAGACCUUUGAGGAGGCCCUAGAGAUGGCCAGCAAAGGGGACAGCACCAAUGUGGACAAGCUGGUGAAGGACAUCUACGGAGGGGACUACGAGCGCUUCGGCCUGCAAGGGUCUGCAGUGGCCUCCAGUUUUGGGCACAUGAUGAGCAAGGAGAAGAGGGAGAGCAUCUCCAAAGAGGACCUGGCCAGAGCCACUCUGGUGACCAUCACAAACAACAUCGGCUCCAUCGCACGCAUGUGUGCCGUCAAUGAGAAAAUCGAGCGAGUGGUGUUUGUGGGGAACUUCCUGAGGAUAAACACAGUGUCCACCAAGCUCCUGGCGUAUGCAAUGGACUUCUGGUCCAAGGGCCAGCUUAGGGCUCUGUUCUUAGAGCAUGAGGGGUAUUUUGGAGCAGUUGGGGCAUUUUUAGAGCUUCUGAAGUCCUCAGAGGAAGCUUAAGAAGUGGCAUCGGAAUCAUCACCCAGACAAAAGCUGCUCAACGGUCUCCUAACGGACACCAGCACAGGAAAAUGGGAAUUUGGAAUUUGUGGGGGAAACUGGGAAUACUUGGAAAAGCCAUGUAAUAAUUUAACUGUAUAUAUUCUAAACACUACUCUUUCCCCCUCAGAGCUCCCUUAUCCCUUUUAAAAGAGUUUUAUAUGACUAACUUAAAAGCCUUGUCUGUGAGACACACACAAGAUUUUGUUUAUUGUUUAUGUUUUGUUAAUUUUCUGUUUGUUGUUCUUUGGAAAUGCAUGUAAAUAUUCAUUCUAUGUUGUUUUUAGAGUGUUCACUAAAUGCCAAACCCUGCUGAGAUUUUAUGAGUGUUGAAACUUCCUGGCUUCCUGUAUACUGUGCACCAGUAGGGGCAGCCUUCCUUCUAAGAAACAAUUACCUUUUCCCUUAACAGGCUUUGUUAGUUUGUUUUGAUGCAGUCAGAGGUCCCAUUCAAAUACGGGCAACCUGCCGUGUAGUUGGUGGUGGAUUUUGUUGUUAUUGUUCUUUUGUUUGUUUUGUUUGGCUUUUGUGUUGUUGCUUGCACCUUGAGGUUCAGUUUGGAUGUAGCGUCACCUUCUCUUCUGCUAAUCUCAGAGUCGCUCCGUUCUGAAUAACGCAGCUAGCGGACUUUAAGGCGUCAGACAAGCACGUUCCUCCAUCACAUUAAUGGAAUGCCGUUGCUUUGACAGAGAGGGGAACGUUGAGUGUGACUAUUUAUUGCAGUAUACAUUCUCUGCCGUUUUCUGAAAGACACAUUUUUGUUUUCAGUCAUGUUGUUCAGUAAGUGUUCUCCUAAUAGAUGUCUACGCGUGUUUGAGAACUGGUCUUGGGAGAGGAAAUAAGACAGGAUCUUUGGCUAUAGCUCCGCAGUAUGGGACCAAUGUAUUUGACAGGCAUGCACGGUCGGUCACCCUCAGUCCUUUGCACACCACCCUGUUAUUGCAUAGGCCACAUUAAUUCUUGGAGGACCCAAAGAGGCGUGCAUGGUUGUUUCCCUCCUCUCAGCCGCUAAUUGCAGACAGUUCACAGGAUGAGGUCCCCUCCUAUCAGCACAUUGGCAUUGUGAAACCGAGGCGGUGUGCUCUUAAGUACAUACCAGUGGUAACCAGUGGUAACCUGUGCUUCAGGGAACUACAAAGCCGCAGAGCAUCACAUUUUCUUUUUUCUUCUCCUCUUCCUCCCUCUUAAUUUUGAUUUCAGCCUGCCUUCUCAUCUUCUAAGAUGGUGUGCCCUUUCUUUCAUCUACAUGUCUCAUGUCAUGUCACCCAUCACCUUUAUCCAAGGAGCUCUGUAGCCAGCCACAGUGUGUGUGUGUGUGUGUGUGUGUGUGUGUGUGUGUGUGUGUGUGUGUGUGUGUGUGUGUGUGUGUGUGUGUGUGUGUGUGUGUGUGUGUGUGUGUGUGUGUGUGUGUGUGUGUGUGUCAACAACACUAUGUAUUAGCUCCAGCCAGUUCUUUAUCUCACAGUGCCAGACAGUAGAACAGUUUCUAUUUUGGAUCACACAGAUUAACAAGAUUUCAGAUGAGAAAUUUCAGGAUCUUAGUUGGCCUGUUUUGUCGGAUGGCGUCACUUGGCAGUGUCUAACUGUAUCCCUGGUUCCUUCUGUUUCUUUCUGUUUUCUUUAGCUGGUUGUGUAGAUGCUUAGGCUAGAAAGGUACGGCUAUCCACCUCUCUACCCCACCUCUGCCCUUCUUUAUGCUCCAUGUGUUGUUGCCUUCUUGUCCUCAUUGUCUAUUUGUUAUGGCCUCUGUUAGCAACGCGCUAAUGCUAAAGCUAACACCAAUGCCAACACAGUGCCCUCUAGAGGUGACUUUGAGGAUGUUUUUGGCCUUCACCGCUGUAAAUGCAGGCAGUAGAGGUUUUAUCUAACAGUGUGGACGCUAGCGUCAAUAUUCCUGUCAGUAUGAGUUUAUACACAGUAGAGACAAUUUAGCAGCAUCUUGCCCCAUUCUCUAUGAAGUGUUUUGGUUGCCUUCUUUUUUGUUUUGGUUACCAUGUUUUCAUUUGUCUUGUACGUUCUGUUUGUUUCGGUUCUGUUGGUGUUUGUAUCAUGCUAAUGUUUUGGUUUUACUGCUUUUGUUUUUUUGUUUCAUGUCAUUUAAACACACGUUUUGCAGAAAUCUUUCAGUGGUUUAACCACAGCGAGUGACAAAGAGAUACAGUUAGUUUUAUUGUUUUUAUAAAUGUUGAAACUCAUUUAAUGUUUGGCCCAACUGCCACAGAGUAAAAAAAUGAACUUGAAGGAUAUGCUGCAGAAUUAAGGACCCGUGCAGUUCAGGAAAUGCAGGAAAAUGUGGGGUCUUUUAACCCCUGAAUGGUUUUGUGUUGGUUUUGCUGGAUUUGUGUGAGAGAAACUACUACUGCUAUACAUGUGUGCACUUAAGCAAAUGAAUUAAUCACUGUUUAUCUAUAAACACUGUGCUCUGCAUUGUUUCCAUGAUUUAUGGUCAAGUCGGCCUUUCACAGUGAGUAAUAUCAAUGUCUCGGGUAGUGCCUGCCUACCAAUGCAGUGUUUUACUCAUUCAAUUAAUUCGUUUUUUGUUUCUGUCAUUUUAAGUGAGGAACUACAGUAAAAUUUACUGUGGCUUGAGAUUGUGUUGCUCAUGUGUUAUUAACUUCAAGGUGAAAUCACAGUGAAUCUCCAUUCCUGAGAAACUAGGUCAGUGGUAAGAGUGCCAUUGUUCUGUUAGGACACAUUGCAUUUGAUACUCUUUCAGAAAGCUAAUAGUUAUCUUUGCAUGGAACACUUGUUGUAAGAAGUUCUGACACAUAGUUUUCCCAGCUGAUCUCCAACAUGACCUGUUGGAGGUUCCAUCGCAGUUAGUCAGCAACAUAUCCACAUACCCAUUAUAUAGUACCUGUGUAAAUGCAGGUGAGGCACAUCUCACCUCACUUUGAGCUGGCCGGUCUUUGGUAUUAUUUGCCCUCAAUGGUGCCUUCCAGGCAGCGCUGCCUUCAAGGCACUACUCCCCUCAGUUUAGGGGUAUGUUGAGGGGGUUAGGGUUAGGAAUAGGGUAAAGGUAGUGCCUUUCAGGCUGUGCUGCCUUCAUGGAAGGUGCCGUUGGGGGCAAAAAACACCAUUGAGCAGUGUUGGCCGCAACACAGACACGUGCACUCAUUGAUGACAACUUUGUGAGUUGUACUCUCAAGAAGCAUAAACAGAUGCUAACAACAUCGACUUUCUUAACAAUCAAAACCAAUGUGAUACAAAUCUGACAGCUGUUUAAUAUUGGCACACUUAAAGGCCAGUGUCUCUGUCUGAGAAUUACGUUUCCAAUACAUGCAAACAGUUAAACAAAGACUAUGUAGUAUUUUCAGUGUUUUCUCAAUGAAAUGUCUUCAUUGCCCUAAAGAGAAAAUGCUGAGGCCAGUCACAUUCAUUUGCUGUUAUGGUACGCAGACCCAGUGCUGUGAUAUUUCUACAUUUACUGUGUAUGCAACUCCAUCUUGCAAAAUUACUUCUUACUUAUGAAAAGGGAAGUGGAGUGUGUGCGUGCGUGCGUGUGAGUGUGAGAGAGUGUGUGUGUGUGUGUGUGUGUGUAUGAGAAGGAGGCAGAGAGAGAAAGAGGUAGUAUGUGUUUGAGAGAGGUGGGGUUUGUUUCUUAGAGAGAGAGAUGUGUGUGAGGCAGAGGGGUGGAAGUGGACUCCUGCCCGUUCUCUCCCACUGUCCCUGACCAUAUGUUUCAGUUUUCAUCUGUUCCUCCACAACUUUGCUAUGCAGUCACACAACUCGCUUAUCUGUUGGGAAUGUUUUUGGAAAUCUUUAUUACACUGUAACGUUUGUUUUAA